Molecule: messenger RNA, 1681 nt
Organism: Neopsephotus bourkii (Bourke's parrot)
Lineage: Eukaryota; Metazoa; Chordata; Aves; Psittaciformes; Psittacidae
Product: rho GTPase-activating protein 6-like
Exons: 2
Coding region: 213-905 (230 amino acids)
Source: RefSeq, a predicted model, not a curated record
AACAAAGUGACCGCGGCGGCGGCAGCAGCUCCGGAGCAGUCUGAGUACCGGACGCCGACAUGAGCCCCUUGGUGCCGCCGUCGGGCCGCGCUGCUGCGGGCUGAGCCCGGGGGCGGGAGACGCCCCGAAGGCGCACCGCUACCGGAGGCAGGGGCACCGAGAGCCCAGGACCCCCGGUCAUCCACGGGGUGCCCGGGACAGCGGCCGCCGCUAUGUCGGCACAGAGCCUCCUGAGCAGCGUCUUCUCCUGCUCCUCCACGGCCGCCGCCGCUCCCGCCGCCGCCAAGAGCCUCUCCAAGCGGAGGCUCCGCCAGACGCGCAGCCUCGACCCCGCCAUCAUCGGCGGUGGACGGGAGGACAGCGAGGGCGCGGGCCGGGUGCCGCGGCCGCGGGCCUCCGGCAGCCCCCCGGGGGACCGUCGCACCCCUCGGGGCCCGCCGCCUGCCCCCGGCGCCUCAUUCUCCACCCCCAGCACCCCGCUGGAGCGGUCGCCGCCGGGCAGCGUCCUCUUCGACGAGGAGAGCCCCCGAGGGAAGCGGAGUGCCGGCUGCGAGCUGCCCUUUCUGGCGCGCACCCCGUCGGCCUCAGCGCUGAGCGGACCUGCCAACAGCAUCUUCUCGUCGCCGCGGCGCUGGCUGCAGCAGAGGAAGGGGCAGCCCUCGCCGCCCGGACCUCGCCCCACCGCCUACGUCGUGUGGAAAUCCGAGGGUGAUUUCACUUGGAACAGCAUGUCAGGGCGCAGUGUUCGGCUGAAGUCAGUUCCCGUUCAAAGCCUCUCAGAGCUGGAGCGUGCUCGGCUGCAGGAAGUGGCUUUUUAUCAGUUGCAGCAGGACUGUGACCUGGGCUGUCAGAUUACUAUCCCCAAAGGUAAGGGCUUGAUAAACCAUCUCUGUUUAGAUUGCUAAGCCACUGACUUCAUAUCUCAGCAAUAAAAGGAAAAAAACACUAGCUUGUUUAUUCCACAGACAAUGUCUUCUAUUUCAUUCUGGCUUGAACAUAGUAACUAAGUAAAAAUGACUGGUAAAUUUGUUUGUAUUCUGUGUCAAAUUCAGGCCACCUGGGGUAGUAUCAUCUGAUCACGGACAGAUGUCUACAGGGUAGAUAAUCUAAAUCAGACCUGUUCAUGCUAGCAUGUCUUUAUUCAGUUGAGAGAGAAAGGUUUUUCUUAAACUUCCUGACAUCCAAAAGCACACAUCUAUGUAGCUUGGGUAGAUCAUGCCUUAGAAGUGCCUUUUACACUCUGUAUUUUAUUGUCUCUGGAGGAAACCAAGUAUCACUAGUUCAGACAGACAGGGAAGACAUCUGCAUCAAAUAAGAGGAAUCCUACCAAAGUUUCCUGAAGACAGUGGUGCUGAAAGCAAGUUAAUUUUCAGCAUAAAAUAUUGAACUCCUGAGGGACAGGAGUUUAGUUGAGACAGAGAAGAUCAGUUAUCAGAAUCCUGAUGCAGGAAACAUACACAUUGUAGAUCUGUACUUAGGUUUCUGUGGAAGAGAUCUCAGCCUCACUAAAGGCGAUGUGGAAGGUUCCAGAGUUUCCUGUAGGAUGGAGAUCAAGCUGUUGUGCAAUCUACAAAUCUGUGUUUCCUGUUGUUUCUUUCCAGUUGUAUACUUAUUUAAGGAAUAAUAAGGGACCACUGAAUUCUUACCUUUGGCUAUGAGCAGAGGUACCAUGUGGUACCAC